ACAUCCCAGGUUGAGUCCUUGAGUCGAAGGGACCCACUACCAUCCAUCCAUCCAUUCUCACACAAUGCUGGCCUCCAGCCACAUGCUCUACGUCCUCAUCGCCAGCUGCGUGAUGCCCAUCUUUGGGGCCGCUCUGAGCAAGACGGUUCUGUACCAGGCCCCGGACGAGUGCCGCUGGUCCGGCGGCGGAGAGCACGACAUCACCCUGGUGUGCCACCUCCGGACGAUCAACUCGGAGCUGGAGAACACCAACUUCAGCGUGAUCCAGCCCCACAACACGGUGCGUUUGCGGUUGGAGUGCAACGAUGCCCUGUUCUUCCAGAGCAGCCUCAGUCCGGACAGCUUUCGGUCGCUGGUGGAGCUCAGGGACCUCACCAUUGAGUACUGCAAGCUGGGCAACCUGACCGACGGCUCCUUCCGGGGUCUGCACGAGCUGCGCAACCUCACAAUCCGCACGCACAAUGGGGACUGGUCCACCAUGUCCCUGGAGAUGGCAUCCAACAGCUUCGUGGACUUCAGACAGCUGGAGAGGCUGGACCUGAGUCUGAACAACAUCUGGCUGAUACCCGACGGCAUGGUGUGCCCGCUGAAGUCGCUGCAGCACCUGAACGCCUCCUACAACAAGAUCCAAGACAUCAGCAACUUCUACUUCAGCGCCUCGCUGAGCUCGCGAAAGGCGCGGGUGUGCGGCUCGACGCUGCAGAGCCUCGACCUGAGCGCCAACAAGAUGGUCAGUCUGCCGUCGGCCAUGUUGUCGGCCCUGGGCCGGCUGACCCACUUGAACAUGGCACGCAACAGCAUGAGUUUUCUGGCGGACCGAGCCUUCGAGGGUCUCGUCUCGCUGCGUGUUGUGGAUCUGUCCGCGAAUCGACUGACCUCGCUGCCGCCCGAGCUCUUCUCGGAGACCAAGCAGCUGCAGGAGAUCCACCUGAGGAACAAUUCGAUCAACGUGUUGGCGCCCGGGAUCUUUGGGGAGCUGGCCGAGCUGCUGGUCCUCGAUUUGGCCAGCAACGAGCUCAACUCGCAGUGGAUCAACGCGGCCACAUUCGUGGGCUUGAAGCGGCUCAUGACGCUGGACCUGUCGGCCAACAAGAUCAGCCGCCUGGAGUCGCACAUCUUCCGGCCCUUGGCCAGCCUGCAGAUCCUCAAGCUGGAGGAGAACUACGUCGAUCAGUUGCCGGCGGGCAUCUUCGCGGACCUCACCAACCUGCACACACUUAUCCUGUCCAACAACCGCAUCUCGGUUAUCGAGCAGCGUACUCUGCAGGGCCUGAACAACCUGCUGGUGCUCUCCCUGGACUACAACCGCAUUAAUCGGCUGGACCAGCGAUCUUUGAUCAACUGUAGCCAGCUGCAGGACCUCCACCUCAAUGACAACAAGCUGCAGGCGGUCCCGGAGGCCCUGCUGCAUGUGCCGCUGCUCAAGACCCUCGACGUGGGCGAGAACAUGAUAAGCCAGAUCGAGAACACGAGCAUCACCCAGUUGGAGAAUCUGUACGGCCUGCGCAUGACGGAGAACUCUCUGACGCACAUCCGGCGCGGGGUCUUCGACCGGAUGAGCUCUCUGCAGAUCCUCAAUCUGUCCGGCAACAAACUGAAGACCAUCGAGGCGGGCUCGCUGCAGAGAAACACCCAGCUGCAGGCCAUCCGGCUGGACGGCAACCAGCUCAAGUCCAUUGCAGGCCUCUUCACCGAGCUGCCCAACCUGGUGUGGCUGAACAUCUCGGGGAAUCGGCUGGAGAAGUUCGACUACUCGCACAUACCCAUCGGACUGCAGUGGCUGGACGUGCGGGCCAAUAGGAUCACGCAGCUGGGCAACUACUUCGAGAUCGAGAGCGAGCUGAGCCUGAGCACCUUCGACGCCAGCUACAAUCUGCUGACGGAGAUCACGGCCAGCUCGAUCCCCAACAGCGUGGAGGUGCUCUAUCUGAACGACAAUCAGAUCGGCAAGAUCCAGCCCUACACGUUCUUCAAGAAGCCCAAUCUCACCCGUGUCGAUCUCGUGCGCAACAAGCUGACGACACUCGAGCCGAACGCACUGCGGCUCUCGCCGAUCGCCGAGGACCGCGAGAUACCCGAGUUCUACAUCGGCCACAAUGCGUACGAGUGCGAUUGCAAUCUGGAUUGGCUGCAGAAGAUCAGUCGCGAGUCACGCACCCAGCCACAGCUCAUGGACCUCGACCAGAUCUACUGCAAGCUGUCCUAUGCGCGCGGCGCCACCCAUGUCUCCCUCAUUGAGGCCAAGUCGAACGACUUCCUAUGCAAAUACGAGUCGCACUGCUUCGCCCUGUGCCACUGCUGCGACUUCCAGGCCUGCGACUGCAAGAUGGAGUGCCCCGACCGCUGCUCCUGCUACCACGACCAGUCGUGGACCUCGAACGUGGUCGACUGCAGUCGCGCCUCCUACGAGCACGCGCUGCCCUCGCACAUACCCAUGGACGCCACGCAGCUGUACCUGGACGGGAACAACUUCAAGGAGCUGCAGAGCCACGCCUUCAUCGGCCGCAAGCGCCUCAAGGUUCUGCAUCUCAACCACUCGCGGAUCGAGAUCCUGCACAAUCGCACAUUCUACGGGCUCCUGGAACUGGAGGUUCUGCAGCUGCAGAGCAACCAGCUGAAGGUGCUCAAUGGCAACGAGUUCCAGGGCCUGGACAACCUCCAGGAGCUCUACUUGCAGCACAACGCGAUAGCCACCAUAGACACGCUCACAUUCACGCAUCUGUACCAUCUGAAGAUCCUGAGGCUGGACCACAAUGCCAUCGGCUCCUUCGCCGUGUGGAACUUCCUGCCCAGCUACCUCAACGAGCUGCACCUGGCCGGCAAUCACUGGAGCUGCAACUGCGAGUUCAUCGACAAGCUGCGGGAUUACAUAAGCCGGCACGACUACGUUGUGGACCGUCCGAAGCUGCGCUGCGAGUCAGGGGGGAACAGCUCCCAGCAGAUGGCCAUAUACGCCAGCACGGACUCCGCCCUGCCCGUCGUGCAGUGCAGCCAGACCCUGCCCCUGGGGCUGGACAACAGCUACAACUUUGCCGAGCAGGCGGGCGGGGAGGGCGGAGCCCUGUCCGGCAACAUGACGUCCACAAAGAUGAUACUCAACCAGCCGCCCAAGCAGGACUACAUCCCCAUUCUGGUGGCCAUUCUCACGGCCUUCAUCUUCAUCAUGAUCUGCACCCUGCUGGUGUUCAUCUUCCGCCAGGAGAUGCGCGUCUGGUGCCACUCUCGGUUCGGGGUGCGGCUCUUCUACAACGGCCAGAAGGAUGUGGACAAAAACGAGCGCGAGAAGCUCUUCGACGCCUUCAUCUCGUACUCCUCCAAGGACGAGCUGUUCGUCAACGAGGAGCUGGCCCCAAUGCUGGAAAUGGGUGAGCACCGCUACAAACUCUGUCUGCACCAGCGGGACUUCCCCGUGGGCGGCUACCUGCCCGAAACCAUUGUUCAGGCCAUCGACAGCAGCCGGCGCACCAUCAUGGUCGUCAGCGAGAACUUCAUCAAGUCUGAGUGGUGCCGCUUCGAGUUCAAGUCCGCCCAUCAGUCGGUUCUGCGAGAUCGCCGCCGCCGCCUGAUUGUCAUUGUGCUUGGGGAGGUGCCCCAAAAGGAGCUGGACCCCGAUCUGCGCCUGUAUCUGAAGACCAACACCUAUCUGCAGUGGGGCGACAAGCUCUUCUGGCAGAAGCUGCGCUUCGCCCUGCCAGACGUCUCAUCCGCCGCACAGCGCUCCGUCGCAGGACAGUCCUGCCACGUGCCCAUCAACCAUGCUGCCUACCAUCAUCACCACCAUGUGCACCAGCAGGCCCUUCCGCUGCCCCUGCCCCAUCCCCAUCCCCAUUCCGGCCACCAUCAUCAGCAGCAGCAGCAGCAACAGCAGCAGCAGCAGUUUAUGCUUCCGCCUCCCCCCCAGCAGCCCGGCAGCUUUCGCCGCCAGCCGUCGAUCCAUCAGCAGCAGCAGCAGCAACAGCAACAGCAGCAGCAGCAGCAGCAGCAUCAACAGCAGCAGCAGCAGCAGGCAGCCUUGCUGAUGGGCGGAGUGCAGGUGGGUGGACCUGCCCCACCACAGAUGAUCCCCCUGGCGGGUGGAAUCCAGCAGCAGAGUCUGCCGCUGCCACCAACGCAGCCCACGCCGGCUUCGCGCAAUCUUCACAUGUGAGUGGGUGAGAGAUGGAGAGAGAUAGAGAUGAACGGAGAAAAAUAGCUGAAAUAACUGGAGAUGAAGCGAGAGUUGUGUAGAGAAUAGUCCUACUCGAACCACUUCUAACACUGGGCUUAAUUUAUGUCUUUUUUUUAAUGUAAUUUCGAGCCACAGAAAUCAGGAAAGGUACUGAAAGAUACUCCUUUGAGUUGGAAAAGUGAUUGUGGCGAAGCAUUAGAAUGGCCCCACCUCACAGACAGAUCUGUAUUAAAACUGGUUAAAAUUGUAUUGUGGAGUGGAGUUACAGCAGGUCUGAAAUGAAAUGGGAAUUGCAUUCAAUAUGCAAAUGGUAGCGUUUAGCGAUAAAAGCCUAGUUACCGGCUGGAAUAGAAAAGUAAGAGAAAAUUGAGUGCGGAGAGAGCAGGAGCAGCAGCAAGAGUGCAACAGCAACAUGCAACAGCUAUAACAACAACAAAAGACAACAGUAAAAUACCAAGCCUCUCUGAGGCAGUUCGUCCCCGUCCCCUUUCCCGCCCCCUUUCCCGUACCCAAUCCCAGAGCCAAUUGUUGUUCUCUGGCCCUGUUCGGUUCUCGGUUCUUGGUUCUGUGCUGUUUUCUUACGGCCAGCUAUUUUCAGUUUCCUGGCUCGUAGCUAGAUUCAGAAAAUUGAUGUUGCAUGCAGCACAAGCACACCAGCAAAAACUAGAACCACAACAACAACAACAACAACCAGUCAGUCAGCAGCAGCAGCACCAGUAGGAACAAAAGCAGCCACACAGCUACACAGCCGCAUAGCCAAUACCCAAAAGUAUUUCUCUCCGUUUCUGUGUGUUUCCCUUAGCCUUCUCCUUUAUUUUGUUCCGUCUUCUCCGUCUUCUACGUUUUCCAUUUUCUCUGUUUGCAACGCUCGCUGCUUAGUUCAUCUUAACUGCUGCAUUUUGCCAUAACAAGCUCAACGUGUGUAGAAAAUAUCCAUGCAUCUGUAGUUGCACUGCUACGAGGGCCUGUAUCUGUAUCUGUAUCUGUACCUGUCCGUCUCAGAGUCGCACAGUCGCAGAGUCUCAGAGUGUGUAGCGGAGAAAAUAGGCAACGCAAAACAUCAGAGAAUUCAUGUCUGGCCAAAAGAAAUUGUAACAAAAGCAGGGCCAGGGCCAGAGUCAGAGCCAGGGCCAGGGCAGCCAGUUCUCCCAGACAUCAGACAUCAGAGGACACACAGAACAGAAAAGAGCAGAAAAGAACAGACCAGACCAGACCAGACCAGGCCAAGACCGUCUAGAAACAGUUGUUAUUCCUCUCGUAGGUGCCCCGGCAGCUGGCUUGAAAUUGGGUUUUUUUUUUGGGCCGCAAUUAUAUGUGCUAAUCAAUGACAGGGAAAGGAGAGGCAGCAAUGCAACAAAUUUCAGUACGUGGGAUACAGAUAAAGAUACACAAUUGUUUGGGGAUAAGAAUCAGAAACAUGUGUGGAGAGUAGAAGCGUGUAUUCCCUUGGAACAUUAGAACAGAGCUCUUCCUCCGCCCACUCAAUCUCCAUCUCCCCUUAAAAGCUCUUCAGGUCACGCAAUGUCUAGAUUUGAUUAGAAAUCAAAGAGCAGUUUUUUCUCCAUGCUAGUCAAAGAUUUUAAAGAAGAAGCUGUGCGCACUCGUAGUCACAAAGUCGAAUCCAAGCUAGAAUUUGCUGGAGGAAAACCUCAAUUUGUGACCUUGCUGGGAGAAGAAGUUGUCCUCCAAUCUGUUUCCCAGAAAGAAAGAACGAAAAAAAGAAAGAACCAAAAACCGAGUGGGUGGAGAGAGAUCAGCACGUGUGCUGUUUUGGCCCCCAAAGUUGUGCCCGAGCCAACAUCAGAGAUAGCCACGAAGGAGGGAAAAAAGAAGGAAAAAACACUACAGAACCGAAUGGAAGCGAUUAAAAUCUACCUUGUUUGCCGUUGUUUGUUACGCCUGUUUCCUGUUCACUCUCUCUCCAUAUCCAUCCACCUACAACUAUCUCUGAUUCCACUCCAAUUGAAAACUGCAUUCCAAAAACAAAAAACAAAAAAACCAGAAAACCAGAAAACUAGUUAACACAGCAGCAGCAACAACAACAACAGUAACAACACUCUCUAGAAGGAUUCACAUUCUGUUAAGAGUUUAAAAUCUAAAAUUGUACAUACUAGACCUUACUUGUUUAAUCAUUGUGAUAUUUUUUUUUUUGUUUUAGCCCUAAGCUCUAAUUUAUAUUAUGCGAAUACCAUUUUCCUACCAAUCUACGUUUGUAUGUAUUGUAUGUAUAUUUAAAGGAAACUUAUCCUCAUUAGAUAGUCUAGACCAUAAGAUGAUAACCGAAACGAGAAUGAAAUGAAAGAGAAAUCGAAUCCGAAUCCAUAUCUAUAUCCACCCCGCCUACAAAAAAUACAGCCAUAUUAAUUCUAUUAAAUUGAGAAAUUAUUGUACAUAUAUACAAAAUGAGGAAUGAAAAAUGACAAAAAAAAUAAAA
Molecule: messenger RNA, 6602 nt
Organism: Drosophila persimilis
Lineage: Eukaryota; Metazoa; Arthropoda; Insecta; Diptera; Drosophilidae
Gene: Tollo
Product: toll-like receptor Tollo
Exons: 1
Coding region: 65-4147 (1360 amino acids)
Biological process (GO): signal transduction
Molecular function (GO): protein binding
Source: RefSeq, a predicted model, not a curated record